This is a messenger RNA of Sporisorium graminicola, 2208 nucleotides long. RefSeq lists its product as uncharacterized. Lineage: Eukaryota; Fungi; Basidiomycota; Ustilaginomycetes; Ustilaginales; Ustilaginaceae. Bases 1 to 2208 code for a protein of 735 amino acids. The transcript has a single exon. The record is from RefSeq and is a predicted model, not a curated record.
AUGCCUGCCCAGUUAUCAAGCUUUGACAAGGGGGUUGCUGCCGACAUUCGGAUGCAACUUGAUGCGGCAACAGACGAAGCGGAUCUCGCUGGUCUGGCAAGGGAACUCUAUAGCAGCCCUGCAUUGCGAGCCGAGCGAGCAAGCAUCCACCUUGUGCAGUCUGACCUAUCUCGAACAGCUGACCAAGAGGUGUCCAACGUCGCUCUCAAUCAGCUCUUUCUCCUGUCUCUAACCCAAGCCUGCCGUAGGAUCACUGGCUCUACAGGCAGGAAUGGCGCAACCCUGAUGGAUCAACUUGUUGGCAAGUAUCUGCGUCGGCUGUACAAAUGUAUUCCUCACCGUGGCUUCUCCGAAAGUUUUCUGUCUCGGCUUGCCAAGGAAGCGGGAGUAUAUAGGCACAACUCGGACAACACAGUGCUACUCCAACUACUCGACAUCGUCCACGAGCGCUUGUCGCGCACAGGCGCAUCGCAAGCCUCCGCACAGGAACGGACCAACACCCGUCGGCGCGCCGCCCAUUUCACGUCGCAAAUCCUGCUCAAUCUCAUGCAAAGCUUCUCACGCGUUGGCCGCUCUGAUGCAGUGAGAAGCUGUUUCGAACUGCUCCAGCAUCAUGCGCUCCCCGUCAACAUCCUCCAAUACCAGCUCCAGCUCAUCGCUUUGUUCCGAGAACGCGUUUCAGACCUCGCCGGCAAAGACCAGACUGACAUCGAACGAGAAUCGCAUCGAAUCCAGACCGAUAUCCUGCAGAUCAAGACCAUGAUGGAAGCGAACAGCAUCACUCUUGACGACACGGUCCUCGCCACCAUCGUCAAUGGCCUUAGUGCGCCGCUCCGCAAUCCGCUUGCUUCGGCGAGUUCGGUUGCACAGGCGAAUGGGGCUCUUGAGCUAGUGCGCACCAUUUUCGGCCAGUCUGCUUUACAGGCGCGCGGUGAUGCCUUUGGCCGCAUGCCUCGGCUCGUGUCAUCUCUGAUCAAUGCCGAGAUCGACGCUAUUGAGCGAAAUCGGUCGUCCAUCUCGAAGGCACAUGCAUUGGCUAGCGAACGCGUUCAAGGCUUGAUUCAUCGACUUGAAGCUCAGGCCGCUUUGUCUAAGAGCCCACUUGUUGGCUCGUUACGGCGCAAGCCUUUCACGGAGAUUAAUCUGGCUUGCGUCUACCUCAAGCUUCGCCUGUAUGCUGUACUCGGCGAUGCGGACCGUGGUAUCGAGCAACUCCAACUAUUGCUAUCCGUGGAACCCCUCGCACAACUUGGCCCGUCCGGAGAGCAACGGCAAGAACUGAUCCUUAAACAGCGGAGUGGCGUCAUCAAGCUGUUCUCUGCGGUCAUGCAGCGACGUCAAGGAAGCGCUGGUCAAGAUGCAGCGUUCGAGGUGCUACACCGUGCUUUCUCCAGCAAGUGGUUUGACAGGGUCUGGGCGGGUGUUGCUUUGCCGUCGAACUUGGGGGCAGGGCUGGAUAUCAAGGCGUACGAUCCAGAUGCCAGCGUGUUGCGGCUGUGGACGAGAUGGAUUCAUGCCUGGUCAGCUGAUUACUUGGCUGAGGGCACUCGGAUUCACGGAGGAAAUAGCGGGUCCAAAGGUAGUUUGCGAUCGAAACAUCGCACGUUCACAGGGAGCUAUCCGUGGCAAACACUGAAGCGCGGGCUCAGGCUGCUCAACAAGGUCAUCGACCAGUACGAAGCCAUCGAAACUCUGUCAGUCGGCACAAAGCUAAUCAGUGACGAUAUCAAUUUAGACCCCAAGCCAUCUGCACGCAUCGCCGCCUUCGCCACGGCCUUCUCGGAUCGAACUGUCCUCAGCAACAUGGUCAAAGUUUGCCUGCGCGGUGGACGACCAGCAUCGAACGAGACCAUGGCGACCCACGUCGAGCGACGCUUGACCCUCCUGAUUCGAACGCUCACCCGCGUCUACGCGCCUGCACGCACCUGGGAACACGUCGAACGCUCCAUGCUCCGCCGCCUCGCUCUCAUCCCGCGCGAAGUGAUGCCCACCUCAGCGGUCAAGGAUGCUAUGGACCAGAUCGAGCAGAGAAAGCAUCUGGCGCUGCUGAGGAACCCUGACCUCGUCCGUGAGCUCGACCAGGCAGCAACCGUGGGCAGAGACGCGCCCGAAACCGGAUCCAUCUUUGUCUUGAGACGGAUGCUCCAGCAGCGCGCCUCGCAGCACUCCCCCGACUCGGCCAGCCAGCCGAAGGCAGCGUUCUUCUAG